Aspergillus tanneri is the source of this 402-nucleotide messenger RNA. RefSeq lists its product as uncharacterized. Bases 1 to 402 code for a protein of 133 amino acids. The transcript is spliced from 2 exons. The record is from RefSeq and is a predicted model, not a curated record. NCBI's taxonomy places the organism in Eukaryota, Fungi, Ascomycota, Eurotiomycetes, Eurotiales, Aspergillaceae.
AUGAGUGUCACGGAUCUAAAAGGGCCCCACAACCUGGAGCUCUUUGCCACCGGCACGGCUUUGCGCACCGCGCUGACCAGAGUCCGAGGAAAAAGUGCCGUGCUCACGCUCUUCCAAGUUUCGAGAUGCCGCGAUAGGGAUCUCGUCGAAAUGGUGAUUGCCCUCGCCCACAGCCUAGUCACCCUAGGAAUCGAGGUCGAAAUUCACUGGAUUCCAGGCCAUAUUGCCCAUCCUGCGCAUAAACCGGCGGAUGCGAUGGCCAGAGCGGCUUCGAACCAUGGAGCCCUAUAUGCUGAGGGCUGGGCGGUGAAGACAAGUUUGGAUGAUACGGAGCAAGUUAUGGACUCCUGUUUCUUGAAGCUCAGAGAGGGCAACCCGAUUCGAAGGCUUGAGGAGCGAUGA